AUGAAUAAGAUUUCGAAUUUUCAAAGAAAUAAACAUCCAUUCAACAACAAUGAAUUAAAUGAGGCACAAAUUAAUCAAAGAUUAAAAAAUAUUAAUUUAACUAAGCGUUUAAUAUCGUAUGAAAGGUAUAUAAGUGCCAUACCAAAAAACGAAAGAAGUAAUGAUUUAAAAAACGGUUGGCAUCCUGAAACACCUAGAAUUAAUAAACAUUUAAGUUUAUCGCAAUGGAAUAAAGAAGUUAAAAAAUGGAGAAAACAAGUUCAUGCAUGGGGGAAUAUAUCUGAAGAGGUUCAUAAGUACAUAUGUAGUUUAUCUUCUUCAGAAAAAUACAAUUAUUUGUCUAAUUUAAAAUUACCUGAGUUAAGUCAGAGUGAAAUAAAAAAUUUAAAAAAAAAAAAUGAAGAAAUUUCAGAUAUAGCAUUAAGAAAUAUUUUAUUUAUUUCAGAUAAAAAAAACCCAGAUAAUUGUGUUGAUAAUAUUAUAAUAGAUAAACCAUUAUUUUUUCUUCCCCAAAAUUUCAAUGGUACUAUAUUAAAUAAUGAAUUUAUAAUCAUUAAACAAAAUUAUUUAGAAAAAUCACUAUUUUCAUUAAAAAAUGAAUACGAUGAAAAUUAUGAAUAUUUAUUUGAAAAAUAUUAUAGGUUAUAUUUUUUGAUGAAAGAUUUUAAUUUAAAUAAUGAAAAUAGAGAAAUAAAAACAAAUGAUAUUAUUGUUAUUUCAAAAAAAAAGGAACAAUCUAAAAACAACAAUAAUAUAAAUGCAGUAAACGAAUACAUGGAAAACCAAAAAAUAGAAGCAUCAAAAUAUUUAUAUUGCUCUAGUAUGAAUACGGAGAAAAAAAACGAAAAAAAAAAAAGAAGAUUUUAA
Plasmodium gallinaceum is the source of this 867-nucleotide messenger RNA. It is a transcript of the gene SLBP, whose product is annotated as histone RNA hairpin-binding protein, putative. The coding region runs from base 1 to 867 and encodes 288 amino acids. The record is from RefSeq and is a predicted model, not a curated record. Gene Ontology annotation, molecular function: histone pre-mRNA stem-loop binding; mRNA binding. Gene Ontology annotation, biological process: mRNA transport; mRNA 3'-end processing by stem-loop binding and cleavage. The transcript has a single exon. Gene Ontology annotation, cellular component: cytoplasm; histone pre-mRNA 3'end processing complex. Lineage: Eukaryota; Apicomplexa; Aconoidasida; Haemosporida; Plasmodiidae.